UACCUCCGAUUCUAGAGAGAGAUGCAGUGAGGCAUCGCAUCGACCAUUGAGGGUAAACGAAGGUAGAGGCGGCGGAGGAGGCGAAGGUACCAUCCAUGGCAGCGGUGGUUCGGAGCGUGUGGCAGGGCAUCAGGGAGAAGGGCCUCGUCAACUUCUUCCGCUACGCCCGCGACGAGGGAUACCUAAAAUGCCUUCCUGACGGAAACCUGCUGCAAACCAAAAUUCACAACAUUGGCGCAACCCUUGUAGGAGUUGACAGUUUCGGAAACAAGUACUAUGAGAAAGUACAUGACACGCAGUAUGGAAGGCACAGGUGGGUAGAGUAUGCAGACAAGGGUCGUUACAAUGCAUCCCAAGUGCCUGCUGAAUGGCAUGGAUGGCUGCACCACAUUACGGACAGUACUGGGGAUAAGCUGUUGGAGGAGAAGACUAAAAAGUACAUCAUGGAGCACAGACAGAACUACACCGGACAGGGCGACGAUCUGAUCUACCACUCCAAGGGGCAUGCUCUAAACCCAGGGCAAAGGGACUGGACAAGGUACCAGCCUUGGGAACCGAAGAAAGAGGAGGCCUCCUGAUUUCAGUGGUACCCGAUAAUCAUCUUUUGUGUUUCACAUUUGGUUCGGUGUCGCGGAGGUGAAACAGGCGGUGAGCUUGGUUUCAAUGGCCGAACCUGAAUAAUGUAUCUGUUACUGAAUACCUAUGCCGAGCACUGAACAAAUUCUCAUCCCUGUGGGGAUGUGCCAAACAAGAAAACUGUGGCAAACGAAUCGUGUGUGUUUGAAUCAAAAUAUUUCAUUUACUCA
Messenger RNA from Lolium perenne, 806 nucleotides. RefSeq names its product probable NADH dehydrogenase [ubiquinone] 1 alpha subcomplex subunit 12. Gene Ontology annotation, cellular component: membrane; respiratory chain complex I. The record is from RefSeq and is a predicted model, not a curated record. Gene Ontology annotation, biological process: response to oxidative stress. NCBI's taxonomy places the organism in Eukaryota, Viridiplantae, Streptophyta, Magnoliopsida, Poales, Poaceae.